Molecule: messenger RNA, 5197 nt
Organism: Apus apus (common swift)
Lineage: Eukaryota; Metazoa; Chordata; Aves; Apodiformes; Apodidae
Gene: GABARAPL1
Product: GABA type A receptor associated protein like 1
Exons: 4
Coding region: 102-455 (117 amino acids)
Biological process (GO): cellular response to nitrogen starvation; autophagy of mitochondrion; autophagosome assembly
Cellular component (GO): cytosol; autophagosome; autophagosome membrane
Molecular function (GO): ubiquitin protein ligase binding; GABA receptor binding
Source: RefSeq, a predicted model, not a curated record
CGGCUGAGCUGCGCUUGCGGGGCCGUGCGGGGCCGGGCUGGGCGCUGCGUGCGGGGAAGGGUCGCGGCAGCCCUCGGGAGGGAAGGUGACAGCCCGGCAGCAUGAAGUUCCAGUACAAGGAAGACCACCCGUUCGAGUACAGGAAAAAAGAAGGGGAGAAAAUCAGGAAGAAAUACCCCGACAGAGUCCCCGUAAUUGUCGAAAAAGCACCAAAAGCCAGAGUACCUGACCUAGACAAAAGGAAGUAUCUUGUGCCUUCUGACCUCACAGUUGGCCAGUUCUACUUCCUAAUCAGAAAGCGGAUCCACCUGAGGCCAGAGGAUGCCCUGUUCUUCUUUGUCAAUAAUACCAUCCCUCCCACCAGUGCUACCAUGGGCCAACUGUAUGAGGAUAACCAUGAGGAGGACUAUUUUCUCUAUGUGGCCUACAGUGAUGAGAGCGUCUAUGGCAAGUGAGCACCACCCCCCAGGCAUGCAAGCGAGAUGGACUGAUGGAAUGGACUUGGGGGCGGGGAGGGGGGGGUGUGGGGGGAAUGUUGUAGAGGACGAAGGAGAAUGCCUGAGAAGAGGGAAGGAGAACUGGAAGUCAACCACAUGCACAAUGCCGUCACCUUCCAUGUAUUAAUUAUAACCAUUUUUUUUUAAAUUAAGGGGAGGGAGGGUAAGGGGACUGUGAACUGGGUGAAUGAAAGGGUCAGCUGAAAGGCUAACAAGGAGUUCUCUGCUGAGGGAUGGGCAGACUCCACUGUUCAUAGUUCUUCUCUUGCCACAGGUGGAAGUAGUUAGCCCUCACUAGAGGCUCUUAGACAAGCCAGUGUAGUGAAGCUCCAGGAGAGUGACUGGACAGGAUGGCCCUUUUGUGUAACCCUUUAAUUAGAUGCAGAAGGCAUGCUGUGUAAUAUACAUUGUCCUUGUCAUGCUUUGCCCGUGGCACGGGCUGCACUCCUGUGAGCAUUCCCUCUGCCCACACAAGUCUGUCCUGUGCUGACAGUCCUCACCCCAGCUUCUAUGUGUCAAGUGUUCCAAGGGUAUUGCGUUUCCCAUCAUUUCCAUCAGUAUUAGAAGGACUAACUCUGAGGGCUGAAAACUCCUUAGCUAUAAGACAUGAAGGUUGGGGAAAAGAAGGAAGGAAUUACUAUUUUUUUCCUUUGUUGCUUUAGUUGCAAGUGCUGGACAGAAAAAAUGGAGACAACCCGUUUGUUCUUUUCAGUGGACCCAACUGAUUAACUCCUAAGCAUAGAGCUAGAAAGGACCUCAAGAGAAUGACUAGCUUACUCCGGCUCUGAAGCAGGACUGAGUAUACCCAACAAGCAUGCCACAGCUGCCCAUCUGACUUGUUCAUAGUGAACUUGGCUAAGGCAGAUUCUUGAGGCUACUAAAGCUGUCUGUUCAGUUGCUAGCUACCCAACAAGUGGUAGAGCUUUUUUUCCUACUUAACUUUAGUUUCCCUUGCUGUGCAUGAAGGCAACUAAAUACCAGUGUUUUUAUUGGGAAACACAGAAAAAUAUCUGCCAGUUUCCUUGUACCAGUUUUCUGCAGUUUUGAAGAUGGCAGAAGUCCUGUGGGUUUAGCCUUCCCGUCCGUGUCUCAUCCCUGUACAGCCCUUGCACCACAUGCACAAGCAGAAGAAAUCAGUCACUCACAUGUGUGUUUUGCUGUUUUUUUGUGGUUAGACAACAAUGCUACUCUUUACCACAAGAGAAGUGCUUUUAGAGUUGGAGGGGAAGGAGAAGAGAUUCUCUGUAAAUUUUUUAAAAUAAUAUUUUAUUUUAAGCCAGUGUUCAUAGAAGGGUGCUAGAGAGAUUCUGUCCUGUGCAAGCCUUAUGCUGUCAUGCCAAAGCAGUUUCUGCCUAGUGGCACAAACAGUAGAUGUUCCCAUAACUGCCGUAACUCUGAUGAAGGCAUGGGGUUUGGGGAGUGAACUGACUUUCAGGAAAAUUCUGGGGGUUUAUGUAAAAAUCAGAGAACUGGACCUGAAGUACUGUAAACAUUACUACAUUUAAGAGAGGGACCAAGUGGGAGGAAAAGACAAGAAGGAUGAAGAAGAUGGACAGAUUACAAAAAGUUUAAGGUAUUUACUCUAUUUACGUGAUGUUAGAUCCCAUUUCUCUGCAUUCCUCAGGAGUGAGAAAUCAAGAUGAGAGCUCCUCUGAUUGUGGGAGACAGGAAAUCAGGUUUCAGCUGUCUCUGACACACAGGUACACAAGGCAAAGAGCAGGGUGGGAGCAUGAAGUGGAAGUCACUGGCAGAACUGUGUGAAGGUCAGGGAAGGCAGUGUAGUGAGGCAGGAGGGUUGCUGCCCAUUUGGUAUGGGAGAUAGCAGAUGAUUGCCUGUCUUUUAAUAGUCAGACCAGCUACCCCCAGGGUGUUCAGCCUCCUGACCUGGAAAAUAAGGGCGGAGAGCUGAACAACUCCCCCAGAAUCCAGGAGGACAUAGUUAAUGAUCUGCUUCUGCACCUAGACACACACAAGUCUAUGGGGCUUGAUGGGAUCCACCCUAGAGUGCUGACAGAGCUAGUCAGGGAGCUCGUUAAGCCUCACUCCAUCAUUUAUCAACUAUUCUGGCCAACAGAAGAGGUACCAGAGGACUGGAGGGUGGAUAAUGUGAUGCCCAUCUACAAGAAGGGCUGGAAGGAGGAUCUGGGGAACUACAGGCCUGUCAGCCUGACCUCAGUACCAGGAAAGAUCAUGGUGAGGCUCAUCUUGAGUGAGCUCACACAGCAGGUCAGAGGAUCAGGGCCAGCCAGCAUGGGUUUAUGAAAGGGAGGUCUUGCUUGACCAACCUGAUCUCUGUGACCACGUGACCAGCCUUUUGGAUGAGGGGAAGGCUGUGGACGUUGUCUCCCUGGACUUUGGCAAGGCCUUUGACACAGUCUUCCACAGCAUUCUCCUGGAGAAGCUGGUGAAUCAUGGCACAGACAAGUGUGCUCUUCUCUGGGUAAAAAACUGGCUUGAUGGUCAGCCCCAGAGAGUUGUGGUAAACGGGGUCAAAUCUAGUUGGUGGCUGGUCACCAGUGGUGUCCCUCAUGGCUCAGUUUUGGGGCCAGUCUUGUUCAAUAGCUUUAUCUAUGAUCUGAAUGAGUGCACCCUUAGUAAGUUUGCAGACAACACCAAAUUGAGUGGGAGUGUUGAUCUGCUAGAGGGUAGGAAGGCUGUGCAGAGGAACCUGGACAGGCUGGAUCUUUGGGCCAAGGCCAGUUAUAUGAGGUUCAAUAAGGCCAAAGGCCAGGUCCUGUAUUUUGGUCACAACUGCAGGCAACACUACAGGCUUGGGGAAGAGUGGCCAGAGAGCUGCCCAGCAGAAAAGGAAAUGAGGGUGCUGGUUGACAGCUGCCUUAAUAUGAGCCAACAGUGUGCCCAGGUGGCCAAGAAGGCAAAUAGGAAUAGCAUGGAAUAGCAUGGCCAGCAGAAGUAGGGAAGUGACUCGGCACUAGUGAGGUUGCACCUCGAGUACUGUGCUCAGUUCUGGGCCCCUUAAUCUGAGAAGGACAUUGAGGUGCUCGAGUGUGUCCAGAGGAGAGCCACCAAGCUGGUUAAGGGUCUAGAGAACAAGUCUAUAGGGUUGUAUAGUCUGAAGAAAAGGAAGCUUAGAGGAGGCCUCAUCACCCUCUACAGCUACCUGAAAGGAGGUUGUAGUGAGGUGGGUGUUGGUCUCUUCUCCCACGUAGAUAAAAAUAGGACCAGAGGAAAUGGCCUGAGGUUGCGGCAAGGGAGGUUUUGAUUGUAUAUUAGGAAGAAUUUCUGUACUGAAAGAGUGGUCAGGCCCCGGAACGGGCUGCCCUGGGAGGUGGUGAAGUCACCAUACCUGGAGGUACCCAAGAAACGUGUAAAUGUGGCACUUCAGGGUUGUGUUGAUGGCUGGACUCAGUGAUCUCAACCAGGUUGAGGUUCUUCUCAACCAGGAUGGUUCCGUGAUUCUAUGAGGGGGAGUGAGUGCAAAGGGUGCAGACAGAGGAGUCAUAAUGGGCAGACAGCAAAUCAUAGAAUCGUAAAAUGGUUUGGGUUGGAAGAGCCCUUAAAGAUCAUCUAGUUCCAAACUCCCUGCAUGGGCAGGGAUACCUCCCACUAGAGCAGGUUGCUCAAAGCCUCCUCCAGUCUGGCCUUGAACACUUCUAGGGAUCCACCCUCACACUAAAGAAUUUCUUACUAAUGUCUAACCUAAAUCUACCCUCUUACAAUUUAAAACCAAUAACCCUUGUCCUAUUGCUACAUGCCUUUGCAAAAAGUAUUUCCCCAGCUUUCUUGUGGGCCGCCUUCAGGUGCUGGAAAGCCUCCAUAAGGCUUCCUCACAGCCUUCUCCGGGCUGAACAACCCCAGCUCUCUCAGCCUGUCUUCAUAGCAGAGGUGCUCCAGCCCUCUGAUCAUCUCUGUGGCCCUCCUCUGGACUUACUUCAGGAGCUCCAUGUCCUUCGUAUGUUGGGGGCUUCAGAACUGGACUCAGUACUCCAGGUGGGGUCUCACAAGAGUGGAGGGGGAAAAAAAUGGGGAAGCAAAGGAUGAAAUGAGUGGGUUAGUAUUCCCCAGUUUUUCUUCCUGAAAUCCAGGUUUGCUGUUCCAUCAUGUGCUUAUCUGGAAUGAAUGUGUUUAGAUGAGUUUUACCUACUAACUUCAAUUUCUGCCUGUAGUGCUCAGUUCUCUAUUUUUGGCCUACUCUCCUUCAAUUACCAGGCUCUUUUCACAUCCUUUGGGUUCAAAUCCAUAUCUGUCUCUUGUUUUGAGAAGCUUUGAAUGUUCCAAAGCAGAGAACAGACAAAGGAGGCUUUCUAAGGUAAAAGGCAUAAUGUGGGCAGAUGGUGUGCAUCUCUGCUUCUGUCUCACUUGUUCACACAUGUGCUGCCAAGCACAUGGUUGUGUGUUGUCUCAAAUGGGCCAGUGCUUAGGCACACUCAGGGGAGAAAGAAUUGACAUCUGACGUGCUUGGUUUUGUGUUCAGACCUCCUCUUCCCUCCUGCUGGGUUUAUAAUGACGUGUGGGACUAAUCUCAGCCGUUUGUUACACGUAGAGUUUACAGAUUAAUUUAGUUAUUUCAUGGUUCUUUUAGCUGGGUUGUUGUAUUUUCUUCUGUUUUUUGCAUUAGUCUGUUACUGUGUGAGGUAAUAGUGGUAAUUGUUUUUUUGUGUUGUUUAGCUUCAGGUUCUUGUCAAGUUCAUACUACUUGAGCUAAAUCAACCAAUCAAUAAAGAUGCAUUUGAAAAUCA